This is a messenger RNA of Rhododendron vialii, 2641 nucleotides long. Its product is annotated as transcription termination factor MTEF1, chloroplastic-like. Bases 534 to 1718 code for a protein of 394 amino acids. The record is from RefSeq and is a predicted model, not a curated record. Gene Ontology annotation, cellular component: chloroplast. Gene Ontology annotation, biological process: chloroplast organization; regulation of DNA-templated transcription. Lineage: Eukaryota; Viridiplantae; Streptophyta; Magnoliopsida; Ericales; Ericaceae. Gene Ontology annotation, molecular function: double-stranded DNA binding. The transcript has 2 exons.
AAAUGAGUGGUACUUUUCUUGGAUGCAAAACGUUUUAUCUAAGUCUUUAUAGAUGUUAGCAUGACUUUUGCUAUUAAUGAUGGCAUCUUUUGGACAAGUAUAGCUUAUUCUGUAAUAAAAUUUUCCUUUGUAAGUAAUUUCAAAAGUUUGUGGUAGAAUUGAUAGGGAGUCGGGACGAUGAGGGAAGAGGAUAAAAAAUUAGGGUCUUCAUCUGUUAAGCUUACCGCUUGCGGUGCAGGAUGGCAUUUUGGGCUUCAAAUUUGGGGGGAAACAAGUAGUUGGUUACUGUGUUGUCCUCCGAAAUUGUCAUUUUUAUACUCUCAUUUCGCUGUUUUAAUAUGUUGAAGUCGUUAGCGAUGUUUAAAAAGGAUUCAUAGUUUCCCUUUUGCUUUUCUGUUCUCUUUUUUUAAUGUGCACAUUUGAAGAAGGAAUUUUAGCGGUUUUACAUCAUGUUAACAUGUUUUUUUAUAUUGGUUCAUAGGUUUGAAUGUUCUGAGAUUGUUAAAUUUGUGAGGCCUUGAUCUCAAGUACAUAUGAAUCGAAGACCAUUCUUUCUUCUGCAUUCCAUCUCUGUGUUACGAAACCCUGUUAACUUAUUCCCCUUAGCUUUGGGAUAUCGGAUUCCAAAAGCCCCAACUCUGGAGCUUUCCUGGCAUUGGAGCACCUUUACCUCUGCUGCUGCUACUGCCUUGUUUCCAUCAAGUGAAACACUAGAAGAAAAGGUAUCAGUAGAAAGGGUUGGAGCCUGUCCAAAGGACUCAAAAGAUGUUUUCCGGAGUUGGGGUUGCAGUGAUAGUGAUAUAGCAAAGAUAUUUCAACGGCGACCUUCUUUGCAGAAUGUUGAUCUUGCCAACCUCCAGUCCAAACUCAACUUGCUUUCUGGGUUGGGCCUCUCAUCUACUAACCUUGUAAAGAUCAUUAACUGUCGCCCCCGCUUCCUUGGUAGUCGCAUUAAUAAGUUCUUUGACGGGCGCCUAGAUUAUCUCCAAGAAUUGUUUGGGUCAAGGGAAGUACUUCUAAAAGCCAUUAUACGGAAUCCUUCCCUCCUCACCUAUGACUUUUAUACCAAAAUCAAACCUGUUGUUGCCACAUACGAAGACAUGGGUGUUAGUAGAAAGGAUUUGAUUGCUAUGCUUCUUUCUCGCCCCACUUUAAUUCCCAGAACCUCUAUCAAUGAUGAGAAGUUGGAGUACAUUCGCAAGACUGGGAUCUCCAGGGAUUCAAAAAUGUACAAAUAUGUGGUCACCCUGUUUGCCAUCUCACGCACUGAAACAAUCCGUGCAAAGCUGGCAAACUUUGAGAAGUUUGGAUUUUCAGAGGAUGAGGUUUUGGGUCUUGUUGGACGCUCUCCUCUUAUGUUGACACUAUCCAUUGACAAGGUUCAACGGAACAUGACUUUCAUAUUGAGCAUGAUGAAACUUCCAGCCAAUGCGGUCCUCGGUUACCCGUUUUUGCUGUUCUUCAAUUUGGAGGCUGUGUUGAAGCCACGGAUGCUUCUGGCAGGAAAGAUUCAGGAUAUGGGUCUUCUUCCACAAAUUAAAGGACCUUCAAUGCUGACGGCAUUUAGGAUGAAAGAGAAGCGGUUUUUGAAGCUAUAUGUAACUUGUCACCCAAAGGAAGUUGCUGAUGAAUUGAUGGAGUUCUACUCUAGUGCAAAAGAUGUCAAGAGACUGGCAGAAUCCUCGAAGAAGAAACACAAUAAAGGAUUCCCAUUCUGAAAAUUGUUUUGAUACGAGUGUCUUGAUGAAGUUUUGUUUCUGUAUAUGCAUCGUUGUGCCAUAAUGCCAUUCCCUUUGUGAUUCUGUCUUCGUGCAUAUGCAACAAAGUUAUGCAAAAGUCCUACAUAGGUGCUGAAGUGUUUAUCUGCCCAUUAGCACUGGUAUUAGCAUUGGUACUGCAAACCUGAGUUGACUUCAUGUCUUUGUGGGCCCAUUGGUGCUUAUUCGUGUGCAUAAAGAGAAUAGAUGAGAAACAGAAUAGUCAAGUACAUGCAGAAUAGUUUUUUCCCUCUCCUCUAUUCCUUAUUCUGCGUUCAAAACUUAAUGACAGGCUUGAGUGCACCUAGGGGUCAGAAACAGGAUAACUUUGACUGAAAAUUAUCCGAGUUGUGGGGGAAUAUUAGUUGGUGAAACCCUUUUUCAUAUAUAGCUCGGUCAGUUGAUGUCAGUGAAAUGUUGGUUGCCCAAACAAGUUCGGUGAAUUAAUUUUUGCAAAUUCAACCUGAACUAUUUGUCAUGGUGAUGUGUCAUUUUCAAUUAAGGCAUGCAGAUAGUAAAAAUGCUUCAGGAAAACUUGCUACUUGUAACAUUUAGUUUUUGAAGUUACAUAAACUAUUUUGAAAAAUCGACAUGUCUUCCUGGCUAAUGAGCUGAUGUUGGGUUUGAAUUUGCUUGUGAGUGCCUUGGGCAGGGCCCGAAUCCGUAUGAACUGUUAGUGAAUGAUUGGACAAUCAAGUCAAUAAAUGUUGCAAUAAUAUCGCAAUGUUAUCUGGAUACCUUUUGUCAAUGUUGUGGCUGUUCCGGCUAUUUUGCAUGAGCUAACAUGUUCCCUCAGAAAACAAUAACAAAGCAUGAGAAGAAGCUUUGAGAAUCUCUCUGGCAUAUUCCAUAGCAACACAUUUCCUGUUCUUUCUUUUUUUCUU